GUUAUGUCGAAUUGACAGUUGUUGUCAAACUGUGUUUAUAUGGGUUUUUAGCCAAAAAAUAAGUAAACUAAUGAUGAAUUUAACGCAACGAAUACUGAAACCAGCCUAAUUCAACAAUGGCUUCAUUUAUAACGCCGAAUCGCCAUGGGUACAGCGUAAGAUUCUCCCCUUUCAACCCUGACCGUCUGGUGGUAGCAACAAGUCAAUUUUUUGGUUUAACCGGGGGUGGAACGUUGUUUAUUCUCGACUUGAACGAUAACAAAAUAGUCGAGGUGCAAAGUAGUCAGUGGACCGACGGUCUGUUUGAUGUUGUUUGGAGUGAAAAUAACCCGGAUCAUGUGGUUAGUGCCUCAGGAGAUGGGGGCUUGCAGUUGUGGAACUUGAGCACGCCUAACGUCCCCCCUGUGACUUUUUGGGAGCACAAGAAGGAGGUGUAUUCGGUGGAUUGGGCCAGGACCAGGCAGGAUCAGUUGUUUUUGAGUGCUUCAUGGGAUCGGAGUAUAAAGCUAUGGGAUCCCAAUAGGCAGUCAUCUUUAGGGACUUUUACAGGUCAUUCACAACUGGUCUACAACGCGAUGUUCUCCCCUCAUCUCCCCAACUGUUUCGCCUCGGUAUCCGGCGACGGGAGCCUGAAACUGUGGAACAGCCUCUCCCCCCAGCCCUCCACAUCUUUCCGCGUGCACGACGCGGAGGUCCUCAGCCUCGACUGGUGCAAAUACGACGAGAACCUGUUGGCGACUAGCGGCAGCGACGGCCUCAUCAGGGGCUGGGACAUCCGCAACUACCUUCAGCCGAUGUUCCAGCUGAAGGGGUGCGAGUACGCGGUGAGGCGCGUGCAGUUCAGUCCGCACUGCCUGAGCGUGCUGGCCUCGGUGAGUUACGACUUCACCACGCGCGUCUGGGACUUCAAGCAGGGCUGCGACCCCGUCGAGACCAUACAGCACCAUUCGGAGUUCGUGUACGGGUUGGAUUGGAAUGCGCACAGGAAGGGUCAGCUGGCUGACUGCGGGUGGGACAGUUUGGUGCACGUUUUCACCCCGAAAUGUUUGAAAAGCGGGAUUAACUGA
Molecule: messenger RNA, 1067 nt
Organism: Brassicogethes aeneus
Lineage: Eukaryota; Metazoa; Arthropoda; Insecta; Coleoptera; Nitidulidae
Source: the annotation of a GenBank genome assembly